AUGUUUUAUUUUAAAGAUUUGGGAUUCAUAUGGAAAUUCUGUAUUUAUGAGUGAAAAACUCACACAUCCAGUAACAUCUCAUUGUUGGAAGUCUGAUGGAAAUUUGCUAGUUGUUAGUUGUUACAACAAAAUACUACUUUGUAAUCAAUACGGAAUAGUCCUGUCGACAGAUUAUGUUGAUUGUGGAAGCAUUUGUUCGCUUUGUUGGUCACCGGAUAGUACUCAAGUUGCUGCUGUGUGCGCUAAUGGAAGACUAAUGAUUUCUACUUUGGUCGAAAGAAGUAUUUCGAGACGGAAUUUUCAUUGUUUGAUCACGUCGCGGAAAACAAUGACCGUGAAGGACGUAUUAAACGAAACCAAAGAAAACCUCGAUUUCCCCGAACGUAUCGUCCACGUAGCUAUGGAGUACAAUCAUUUAAUAGUCACUACUUGCACUCAAUGUUUUGUUUAUCAAAUGCCCAAUCUAAACACUCCGCAAAUUAUCAAUUUAAAAGACACGAACGUGUUUAUGAUAAUUUUGACUGAAAAGUAUUUUGCUAUAUUAUCGAUAAGUCGAGUCGACAUUUACACAUUUGACUGUAAAUUGGUUUCAUCUCCUAAAUGGCCGAAUAUGCAAUGCGACAUAGUUCAAAAGAAUCACAUAUCCAUAUCUGAUCAUAUAUUGGCCGUAAGAGAUCAACUGAAUGACAAAAUGAUACACGUGUUUGAAAUAUCACCGUUGAGUACAUUGCCCACAAUUAAACACGGAUUUGGAGUUACUGAUAUACAGUUGAUGACCACCAAAAUCCAAGAUAAACGUUAUUUGGCGUUGAUUGAUUUAAGCAUGAACAUAUUUAUCGUCCAUAUAGGGCAUAAAGACGAUGCUAAGACAUACAAACUUGGUUCCAUGUUUCAUAGCAUGUGCUGGAACAGUCAAACAGAAUCACUGGCUGCGUUGCAGUACACAAAUCUAAUAGUGUGGUACGACCCUAUACUUUUACUGAACGACCAAAUCCUUGUGCGGAAGUCGCUAGAAAAAAGUGAUUUGAGUUUUUACGGUAACAAGUUAAAUAUCGAGUUGUACGAAGACAAUAUGGUGAGUCUGAUCAACACAGACGGCGUCAAGAUAUUUGUCCAGGUGUCCCCUUACCUGGAAGCUAUGAAGAAUUACAUCGGUUCGAAUAAAUGGAUGGAAUGUCGAACUGUUUGCCGAGACAUGAAGAAUGAAGCGAUGUGGGCACUUCUGGCGGGUUCUGCUGUGUUGGCUAAACAGCUGGACACUGCCGAAGAGUGUUUUCUUGCCAUCGGGCAGAUCGAGCGAGCAACAUUUAUCCAACACAUAAAGGCAUUGAUAGAUCUUUAGAUAUUGACCACUAUACAUAUUAUACAGUGUAUUAUGAUAAUAAGUAAUGCAUAGUAUACGCAUAUAUACCUAUAGUGUCAGUUCUCAUGGGGUCCCAAGACAUCAGUAGUAAUUUGCAGUAACCGCUCAGUUUUAUAGCUUAUAGAUCCUAGAAACAAAAAACAAUGAUGUUUAUUUUCAUAAAGAAUCUUCAAACAAAUUAAGGCGUUUAAAACCUAUGUAUCGUAUAUAUUAGUGCACUGUCGUUUUUGCAUACCUACCAAUGUAUUGUAUACACCUAUCUACGUAUAAUACUAUAAUAGUAUAAUCAGUGGCGUAUAUACGAAUUAUUUUCACAAUGGGCCAAUUUAUCACUAGUAAAGCAUAGCACUGACAAAGGCAUAAGGCAUAACUAUGAAUUCUUUAGGGAGCCGAGUGGUUAUAAUAAUUAUAACAUAAACAAUACAAAUAAAGAUUGCACAAUUUUGUUUUAUAAUUAUUAUGUAAAAUUCAUUUUUAUAUUUAAAAAAAAAUAUAUUGACAAUUUCAUCUGUAUAUUUUAACGUUAUAUUACAAUGAAUUGAAUAUCAAAGUCAUUAAGGGGAUUCGAUACCGUGAUUUUCUGUUUCCGUCUAACACACGCGUGACAUAGUAUUUUAGACGUGUUU
This is a messenger RNA of Acyrthosiphon pisum (pea aphid), 1989 nucleotides long. RefSeq names its product intraflagellar transport protein 80 homolog. Bases 47 to 1342 code for a protein of 431 amino acids. The transcript is spliced from 7 exons. Gene Ontology annotation, molecular function: protein binding. Gene Ontology annotation, cellular component: cilium; intraciliary transport particle B. Gene Ontology annotation, biological process: cilium assembly. Lineage: Eukaryota; Metazoa; Arthropoda; Insecta; Hemiptera; Aphididae. The record is from RefSeq and is a predicted model, not a curated record.